This is a messenger RNA of Coregonus sp. 'balchen', 24889 nucleotides long. The record is from the annotation of a GenBank genome assembly. NCBI's taxonomy places the organism in Eukaryota, Metazoa, Chordata, Actinopteri, Salmoniformes, Salmonidae.
GCAGCGGGAGGCAGUGGGAAUUUCAGCUGGUCCUCCUCUAACCUAGCCGUUGCCACAGUGACAGUGAAAGGAGUGAUGACGACAGUCAGUGACAUCGGCGUCAGUGUGGUGUACGCCCAUGAUGUACGCAACCCAAUGCACUAUGGAAUGAUGAAGGUGAGACCAUAUAUAUAUAUAUAUAUAUAUAUAUAUAUAAUUUAUUUUUUUUUUUUUUUUUUUUUUUUUUUUUUUUACAGAUGACCUCAUUACCUAUCUUACGUCUUUAUGAACUGAUAUUACAACUGUACUGGUUAGUCAAUCUAUAAUGUUUGGAAGAAUAUUACGUAAAUGAAAGAAUUAAACAAGUCCAUUGAAAAAUCUAACAAGAACUCUUCCCAUUGUCUCGACUUCAGCUGUUUCUUCUGACCUGUCUCACUGUCCUCCUAACCCCCACCCCCAGGUGUACGUUGUAGAGCCCGUGGGGAUGGACUUCUCUCCCUGCCCGGUGGAGGCCCGCAUUAGCCUGGUGCUGGAGCUGCCCCUCCGGAUCUUUAGCCUGCUAGGGGAGGGGGGAAAGUGGGGAGUGGAGGAGCGGGUGAUGCUGAGCGACUGCAGUCACUUUGACCUGCAGGUGGAGGAGGAGACCCAGGGAGUGUUCAAGCUGCUGGAGGGUGAGGCAUGCCCCCAUACACUGCUCAUAGAAACCUGUAGGAAAAACCCUGACCAUACUUUACCUAGCUGGGAGGCAGAGCCUUCACAAAGAGCCUCUGUAGUGUCUUUUAUGUCCUUCUCAGAUUGGCACUACGGUUUUAAUUUCCCUUGAUCCAUGGAGGAGCAUAAUAUCUACCACUUCAAUCGCCUCAUACAUUUUAUGAUUAGCCUUGGACUUGAAGCAUCUUAUUGUUGUCUGUUGUGCGUCUGUGUUGGAUAAGAGAUGUAUAUGAAAGCAGGUAGACUUUGUUGUCCUCUAGGACCGGAAUUGCAGCCGUAUGUCUCUCUCUCUCUCUCUCACUCCCUACAGGUAGACUGGCUCCAGGGCAGGACCACUGCAGUGGUGUAAGGGCCCAGGCUCUAGCCCCAGGAUACACAACCCUGACGGUCAGCUACACCCACGGCAACGUCCACCUCAGCGCCAAGAUCACCAUCGCUGCCUACCCACCACUCAGAGUGAGUCCAUUCCCCCCUACCUGUACCGUAGGGCAUGGCCUAUUCACACACAUUCAUUUCAUAUUGGUUUACUUCAAUCUCUUCCCUGGUCAAAAGCACAAAAAGAGACUUGAGCUUGAAGUAGUUUUGUAGCUGUGUUUUGUACUAUUGUAUUGAUUUGUAAAGCUUGUUUUUAACCCCUGCACCUACAAACCCUGAUGAGUUGUCUUUUACCUGUGUUCUUUGUUGUGAUGCUAUCUCAAAUCUGCCCAGUGAUCUUCAGUCACUCUACUCUCCCAGCCAACUCUCCCCAGAGCAGAAAUGAGCCUUUCUCUCUUAAUUAGCAGAAGGUUGGGACACGCACACACUUUCGAGCUAAAGCCGGUCGCAUGCUUCCCAGCCGAAACAGUUCACGCCUGUAUUAUGACGAAAUGUUGUGACUUUUUUUGUUGGUUUUUGUGUAUUCAGCUGUUCGCACACACAAAACAUUUUCUUAAGGAAGUCGAAGUUCGGUUGCCGAAGUAAAUUCAGAUGACAUUUUAUUCAUCACAUGCUUCAUAAACAACAGUUGUGGACUAACAGCAAAACAAAUGCUUACUUACGGGCCCUUCCCAACAGUGCAGAGAGAAAUAAAAUAGAGAAGGAAAACACGUAAUAAUAGAUACAUAAUGUGUAAUGAUAACUUGGCUAUAUACACGGGGUACCAGUUCAGAGUCGAUGUGCAGGGGUACGAGGUAAUUGAGGUAGAUAUGUACAUAUAACUAGGAAUAAAGGGACAGAUAGUAAACAGUAGCAUCAGCAUAUGUGAUGAGUCAAAAAAGUUUGUGCAAAAAGGGUCAAUGCAGAUAGUCCGGGUAGCUAUUUGGUUAACUAUUUAACUAACUAUUUUCCAGUCAUGGCUUGGGGGUAGAAGCUGUUCAGGGUCCUGUUGGUUCCAGACUUGGGGCAUCGGUACCGCUUGCCGUGCAGUAGCAUAGAGAACAGUCUAAGACUUGGGUGGAUGGAGUCUUUGACUAUUUUUAGGGCCUUCCUCUUGACACCGCCUGGUAUAGAGGUCCUGGAUGGCAGGGAGCUCGGCCCCAGUGAUGUACGCCCAGUCUACGCCCCUUCGUCGGUGAUUGGUCAACAGUACUACUCAUAGUAGGAGUGGGAACUAUAGAUGGGAUUAUUCAAUGAAGUGCUGCCAUUCAACAAGAAACAACUAGUUUUCAUGCAAUUUGUUCACUUACUGCACCAAACAUCUUAGUUAGAUGUAAAAUUGUGCGACUAAGACCUCCUCUGCAAAAACAUAACAAUUUAAUUACCAAUCUUUUUUUAUUUAUCUUUUAUUCAUUCUGACUAUUUUGAGGAAGUGUAUACUGGCUAUGUUGUUGCUACGGCGUCUCAAGCAGGACAAACCGUAAUAUUGCCGUUAUGUCUCUUUUUUCAAGCAAAGGUCUUUUAAGCGAGGCACAGACGUUCGCUUCGCCUAGCCGAGUUCUGCUAGGAGCAAACCGAACCAGUAUGCGGACGCCUUUACACACACACUUUCACAAUACAACACACACACACACAUUUUCUCUCUGCAAUCAGGGCAGAAGUGCAAGGAUCAGCUAGUGUUAAAUUACCUCCUCCUUGGUUUCGUCAGUGUUUUGUGCAUUUUUAAUUAUGCCCUCAUGCACUCAAUACACUGAUUUGUUUUCUCUCCUGCUGCUUUGGCUCAAGUACUUUACUGUAAUGGAAUUAAUGUCAACUAGGCCCAUAGAAUGGACAAUUUAUGUAAAGCAGAGAGGCAUUAUGGGAGAGGCAUCUCCAUUUCUAUGCAUGCAUAAUUUUGUCAUGCAUACUCUCUUCCAUUACCAUGGGUUUUCAUCCCAUUAACCCAAGUGCAUGGUAAGACAAAAUCAUUAGAUCAUUUGUUUUGGUACUGUCCAUUUGUAGCUUGUUUUUGGACACAGGUCCUGGAAUGGCUAAAGGAUUGCAAUAUUUACCUGGAGCUAACCCUGCAGAUGGCAUUACUGGGUGAUCUGAAAAGUCAUAGUCGAUCAAUAAUAUAAUACUUUUAGCAAAAAAAAAUUAUUUUAAAUUUACAAUCUAUAGAAACAAUGAGAAUAGAAAGGUUCAGAACUUUUUUAGAACCACAGUACAGUUAAAAUAUAUGGCGAAUAGAAAUCCAAUAUGGAUGGUGUUAAGAGAUAGAUGGGUGGUGUUGAAUGGAGUUGAAGGAUGGGACUAAUAACAACUAAACAGCUAAUAACAACAAGAUAACUAAUAAUGUAAGCAUACUGUGUCCAUAAUAAGUAUAUAGGUUAUACGUUGAGAGCUUUUGUGAAAGAGCACAGUUAGAAAGAUAUGGCAUAUAGAAGCAAACCGGAUGGACAUCAGAGAGGUUGAGGGUAGAGGAAGUUCAGGAGAAAAAAACAAACAAAAUAGAAUUAUUGUAAAAUGGAUUGUGUAUAUAGUAUAAACUGGAAGUAGAGGCCUAAGCAUUGUUGUUCACUAGUUUGCUCCAAUUAGGGAAGGGGUGGUGGGGUUGGAGGGUAAUAAAGGGAAAUAUAUAUAUAUUUUAAAGGAUAUAUAUAUUACGAGGGGGAAAAAACAUAUGGGGGAUUGGAAGUGAUGCAGACAAUUACAUUGAUGGAAGUUACAAUCUAUCUGCAAUAUUAAGGCUGAUCUACCCCCUAAAAUAAUAAAAAAUAAAGACAGUGCUCUUUGGUACACUAACAGGAAAUUGUUUUAUUUUAGGAGGUAAAGAUAAGCUUCUGAGUGAGCCAGUCAUUACUCUUACUCAGAGAAGGAGUUCACGCUCCCUUCAAAUAGCUACUGUAGCAUUUACCUUACCAACCUUUUACCACGUUGUCUGUCUGUCAUCCUCCUUGACCUAGUUUGGCUGUCUGACUUGAACACAUUCAUGCACUCUCCCCAGAGAGGGUUGCAAAACCUCCUGAAGUUGAACCAUUUAGGAUUGGCAGUGUCAAACCUCUGAGCUUUAUCUAGAAAAAAUCUAACAAAUGUGGAGGUGGACCAGCAAGAAAUAAGCAGUAAAUGUGCUUCAUCAAAUAUAAUUUGACUUUACAACAUACAGUAUAUCACUUCUCCAUUCACUAACCUGUACAUGCUCUACCUGUUGUCAUGUGCAGGCUGUGGACCCUGCCUCUGUUGCCUUGGUGACCCUGGGCUCCUCUAAGGACAUGCUGUUUGAGGGCGGGCCCAAGCCCUGGGUCCUAGAACCCUCCAAGUUCUUCCGGAACCUGAAGGCUGAGGAUGAGAACAGUGUUAGCCUGGCUCUGACCGCGCCCACCUCCCGUAGCUACCUCCAACACUGGAUCAGAGCCACCUGUAGAGCCCUGGGAGAACAGGUGAGGGAAUGGGCUUUUCCUUGUUUGGCACCUACUGAAUAUGACCCUAGGCUUUAAACAAACGUUCUAGCUCUUUAAGAUACCUUGUAGAUGAAAUGCUUUGUUACAAACAUUAAUAAGUGUGUUAUGAACAGGUAAUAAGCGUGUUAUAACUGUACCUCUCCAGGUAUUGGCACUUACUGUGGGGAACCAGCCUAGUCUGACCAAUCCCUAUCCUGCGGUGGAGCCGGCGGUGGUGAUGUUUGUGUGCGCCCCUCCCUCUCGCCUCACCUUGGUCCCUGUGUACACAGGUCCCCAGCUGGACCUCACCUGCCCUCUACUGCAGCAGAACAAACAACUGGUGAGAAAAAGAGAAAGAAAAAGGCAGUGUUUACACAGCACACAAACAAACACACUUGGCACAGGAGCUAGCUAGACAAAAAUAAACAAGGCAACGGUAAACAUGUCGUCCCUCACGAGUGAUGCAGCAUCCCCCUUGGGCCAAUCAGUGUCGUUUUGUAAGUGAUCUCUAUGGCAAGACGCAUCAUUCACCCAAGUUUAGUAAAAAAUUGGGCCAGUGGUUGCUGAGAUAUCGCGUGGGUUAGCUAGACUCAUAUCCCUGAGCAAGUGUGCCAAAUGUCAUCACUCUGAGUCCAAUAGAUCAAGCGAUAUAUGUGCCUGUUAUAGCACCACGUCAGCUCGAUAUGAAUGUUCUUGCACAUGUUGAGUCUUGACAGUGUUUGCAACAUGUGUACCAAAUGUUGUUACAAAACGGAUAUCCUUGACUGAUUUAUGUGCCAGACCACGUGAAUGUGUAUUGGUCAGUAGCGGCCAUGUUGUUUUAGGUACUAGUCUGGAAAAUGUAGAUCUUUGUCCAUAGAUGCCACAUAUCAAGUUUUAGUGCAGAGUGGUCAUUCGGUGCCAGAAGAGUAGCGUUUUAAGUGUUUUUUUCACAAAAUUCUAAAUGGCGGGAAAUCCAUCAUGGUGACCUUAGGGGUCCCCGAGGCAAAUUUUGUUCGUUGUGAGGAGAGGGACUUAUGUACCAAACGGGGUGACCUUAAAAAGUUAGCAUUUUCAAACUCUUGUAAUAGUGCCACCAUCUGGCCAAUCAGUGUAAUUUUGUAUAUGCCGGAUCUCUAUGGCAAGACGCGUCAUUCACCCAAGUGCCGGUGUUGUCUGAGCGAUCGCGUGUGACUAAUGUACGAACGAACAUACUGACGGAUGGAGACAGAUCCACAGUCCCCUCCCCGAUUUCAUUGUGGGGGACAACUAUAGAGAGAAAUUCAUCAUGGGGGACAACUAAAGAGAAGGUCAUGUCAAGUUUGCCUUUCUGCCUCUUAAUUGCACAUGGGGGGAUAAAUAAAGUUGUAUUGAAUUGAAUGUCUGCCUCCCUGUCAGUUUAACUUAGAAAGAAAGAAAUAGAGUGGGGGGGAAAACUGUGUGGAACAUUAUUUGUUGCAGGUGCCUGUCUCAAACUACCGCAACCCUGUGCUGGACCUGGCUGCCUUUGACCAGCAAGGCAGGAAGUUUGACAACUUCAGCUCUCUGAGUAUCGUCUGGGAGUCGACCAAGGUGUCCCUGGCCAGUAUCGAACCCACCAUGCCUAUGGGACUGGAAUUACUACAGGACAGCAACAAACAGAAGAAACUUCAUGGUACGGCUUUGAUAUUUCUCAUGAUGGUGUCCUUGUUUGAUUUUGUUUUUAUUCUUUAGUCUAAUACCAGGUGAAACCAGGUGUAAUACCAGGUGUUUUUGCAGGCAAUUUCAACAGUUUUGUCCAACAGAAAUGUCCUCUUUGUCAGGUCGUCAGACGGUCCUUGUCCACCACCAGUCUGGGACUGCUGCUAUAACAGUAACAGCUCUGGGUUACCAGGUCCCCCACCUCAAGGCUGCUAAGGUUCUCAGUCCGGUAAGACAGAAACACAACCUUUAGCAGAGAAACAUCACCCUUAGAAACAUUGCCCUUAUCGUAUCUAUUUUGAAAGCCAUUGUGAACAUUUUGCGGGUUUAUCACUUCCUGCUGUGACUGGCAGGCAGGAUGCUGUUAGCUGAGUGUGUGGUUGUCUGUGACCACAUAAAAUAAACAUUUAAUCAGCUUAGAGGUUGCUAUAGCAACACAAGACAGGAGAGCUGAAAGUCAGAGCUUCACGAACUGUACAAAUGUGACCCACCACCUGGAUUCAGUCCUAUGUAGUAAAAUGUGAAGAAAAUAAUUGUUGGAUAAAAGUAGAGACUGAGCUAGAAAAUGGUAUAUCAUACACUGCAGUUGAAGAACAAUAGGAAAGUAAUUCUGCUUUGAAAGUUUAUAAACUUGUAACCCCACUUUUGAGAAAAUAGCCCGUGAAUGUUUUGGUACCUCUACUGGAGAGCUCUUCUUUGUCUACACCCAUUCAGCAUCGUUCACACCCUCUUAAGCCUUAGCCCCACCCAUCUCAUUAAGGAUUCACAGUAUGAAAUUAGUAGCAAAGAAAGUAGUCUGCCAUGGUUGCCCUUAGUUUGAAGAUGUAAUCCAAAGACAAGUGUUUUAUACAACAGUCUUCUUUCGGUGUUCUCUUUUUGAACUCUCUCCGCAUUUGGCAAUCAUCUCUCUGCUUCCACCAGGCAUUCCACUGAUUUCAAAACCCGGUCAACUUCUUCCGUGACAACCACACCGUUUCUUCCCCACCAUUGUCAUCAGGAGACUCUACAAUGUCUGGUUCAAUGAAAAAUGUUUUUAUCUAAAUCAGGAAUUUCCUCAUUGUCUGAUUCAUUUUCAGAGUCAGAGAGAGUCAGCAUGGCACAAUCAUCCUCUAAAAAGUAGUCCAUCACAACUUUUUCCCACCGAGCUUUGUCGAUAGCACUAUGACCUUCAGGGCAGCAAUGUUGAGAGCAGUUGCAACAUUUUUCAGUUCUUCAUGAUAUCUUUAAAAAAAGCUGCGGUAGAAAGGAUUAUCCACACAUACUGAGCAGCUCAUGUUAUAGACAGAAGCAUGCUACAUGUCCAGCCCAUUCAUUAUCUCAGACGAUCAUGGCUAGCUGGAAGGUUCCUGUAUUUGUCUGUGGCUAAACCAACUAGCCUCGUAAUGUAACAAUUUUAUUCGUAUUUACAGAUGGCAUACAAGUUUGUUAUUAAGGCACGUGAAAGUUCACAUGUUCCAGAAAGCAUUUCUGCUAUAAAAAAAACAUUUUGAUUAAAAAAAAUAAAGAAUCCUUCAAAUGCCUCUCCUGUGAAUUAGUGACGUGCCACAUACGCCUAGUUUCUUGAAAGGGUUCACCAAUACUAAAUUACAGCAUUUCAUUUUGCCGUUGAUACUAAGACUUCCCCUAUGAUUUCACUUGACCUUUACCCUACAAGAGUUGAGUUCUGUGGUUAUCUCAUCUUGGUGUCACUCUGACACUUGUAACCAUGGCACCCAUCCUGUUUUAUCUCUCCUUCUUUCUGGCAGUUUGACCCUCUGACCCCUGUCUCAGCCACUCUGGAACUCCUAUUGGUGAAGGACGUGACAGUCAGUCCCGAAGCUGUCACCAUAUACAAUCACCCUGACGUGCGGGUAAGAACUGGGGCCUUUGUAAGGCUUUCAGAAGUGUGAAAUGUUCCAGAUAGAAAUGUAUGGCAUAGAGCUGACAGAAUACAAUGUGACCCAUCCUUCACUGUCAAAGGUAGUAUCUGCUCCCAUUUCUAUGGUCCUCCAGUCUUCCCUCACUGGGCCCCACCACCACCACUGUAUCUUAAUCCUCUCUGACCUUUGACCCGUCUCACACUGUAAUCUUCUUACUAAGGUCACUGCCUGCCAUGUAACCCCCUUAUUCAAUCUCCCUCUAUAUCACUGACUGCUCACAGAUCCCAACUAGCUGAGAGCACUAGAUUAUGAUGCCUUGAAAUUAGAGCUGGGACGAUAAACCAAAAAUGAUUGACACCGACCACUUAUUGUGGACAUUUUGCAGAUAUUGUUCAUUACGAUAAGUAACCUGUAGGGCCCUACUAGAGAAAUGUGAAGUUUGAAAUGAAUGAAGUUAUGGGUGAUUGUUGAUGGCACAAUUGAUAGCUAUAACAUUGAAAGAAGUAAUAGGAGUUAUUAUUUUAUUUUAUUUUGGUGCACAUUGUUAUAAACGUAUUGUUCUAUUUAUCAUGAUAAUUCAGUCAAUUUAUUGUGGUAUGGAUUUUUUUUUUAUAUUGCCCAGCUCUACUUGAAAUAUUCCACACAGGUGUCCACUGGCCCUUCAUCACAAGGUCUUAUCAGCAUGGCUGAUCAAUUCUGCUGCAUGGAUUAUCUCACUAUAAUUACAAAUGAUUACUUGUGGCCCAUGAUGUGAAUAACAUGUACCUUUCAGCUGAUAUUGUGAUGGGCCUUGGGCUGCUUCUUUGUCAUCUUGUCCAUUGUGGUGUCAUGCUUUCAUCUACGGCUUCUCCUGUUGUGUGUCCUGCAGGCUGACCUGGCCCUGAGGGAGGGCUCUGGGUAUUUCUUUGUCAACACCAGUGCUGGAGGGAUAGCAGACGUGGUGUACCAGGAGGCCCAGGGAUCUGCUGAGGUGAGGAGAAUCACAGAACUCUCAGAAUGGCAAUGCUGUUGAGCAUACCACUCUUAAAUAUAUGUAUGAUGAUGUGAUGUGUUGUACACCUGCCUUCUUAGUUCCUACACCUCCCUUUGCCCCUUUAUUUUUUAUUUAACCUCUAUUUAACUAGGCAAGUCAGUUAAGAACAAAUUCUUAUUUACAAUGAUUGCUUACCAAAAGGCAAAAGGCCUCCUGCGGGGACGCUGGCUGGGAUUUAAAAAAAUUAUAUAUAUAUUUAUAUGACCAAAUACACAUCACAACAAGAGAGACAACACAACACUACAUAAAGAGAGACCUAAGACGACAACAUAGCAUGGCAGCAACACACGGCAACACAGCAAGGUAGCAACCCAACAUGAAAACAACACGGUAGCAACACAACAUGGCAGCAGCACAAGACAUGGUACAAACAUUAUUGGGCACAGACAACAGCACAAACCUUAUCAUCCUACUUUCUAACACUAUUGUAACUGAAGUGAUGCUCUGAAUGCAACAUUGAUGAAAGCACUAGGACAUCCGUGUGCCUUGAGAAAGGGUGUUGUAACAUAAAAUGAGAACAUGUCAUUUAAACCCUUGCAUCACUGUGGCCUCUCCAUGUGCUCAAGGUGCUUCCAGUCCAGCCGGGGACAGUGCAGGUGAUGGUUCAUGACCUCUGCCUGGCCUUCCCAGCCCCUGCUACGGCUACGGUCCACAUCUCAGACAUCCUGGAGGUUUAUGUCCGAGUGGUUGACAAGGUCAGUGGCCAGCCUCAAUUCUUUAUCCUGCAAGGCAGACACUCAGCUCAUGCUGAAAUUCCAAAAGCUGUGUAUCACUGGUUUGCCAAAACAACAGGAAAGUCUUGUUCACUAUGUGAAGUGUGUAUUCAGGGAAUUGACAUUUUAAAAAAUUAUAUACAGUACCAGUCAAAAGUUUGGACACCUACUCAUUCAAGGGUUUUUCUUUAUUUUCUUUGAAAAGCAUUCCAGGUGAAGCUGGUUGAGAGAAUGCCAAGAGUGUGCGAAGCUACAUGAUUCCAUAUGUGUUAUUUCAUAGUUUUGAUGUCUUCACUAUUAUUCUACAAUGUGAAAAAUUGUAAAAAUAAAGAAAAACCCUUGAAUGAGUAGGUGUGUCCAAACUUUUUACUGGUUGUGUGUAUGUGUAUAUAUAUAUAUAUAUAUAUAUAUAUAUAUAUAUAUAUAUAUAUAUAUAAAAUAGGAACUAAGAUGCUGUGAAUGUUGGUUAGAUCAGUGUUGAGUGUAGCUGCUUGUAUACUUAGUAGAACAAAACACAAACAAACACUUUUAUGCAAAUGACUAAUGAAAUUAGAGCCAAAAAUAGAGCUUGUCAUAUUAACAAAACAUGUACUGGUUUCUUGCAGGUGGAGAUUGGUAAAUCUGUGAAAGCCCAUGUCAGGGUUCUGGAUGACAACAAGAAGCCCUUUUUGGCCAAAUAUUUCCGCUUUUUGAAUCUGAAACUCACUGCAGCGUCCGGUAUCAUCUCUCUGCAGUAAGUUACAGUUACAUUAAUGAAUCAUAUAAGUAUCAAGUUUUGUUCUUAGAGCAAAUAUUAUUACACGCACACCAUCACAUUGCCUCUGUCUGUGCCACUUGGAAUUGAAAAAUGGAUAGGAAUUACUCCUGCAUGCACCUCGGCACGCAUGUUUUGCCUACAUUUCAGUAAAGUAGACAGUUCACCGUUCAUGUUUUGUUUUCCCCAGAGCACUGUCAGAUCCUUCAGAGAAGGACACGGCAAUCUUCCUGGUCAAAGGCUUAGCAAUCGGACAGACCAGCGUGUCUGCUAUGCUAGUAGACAAAACUGGAAGGAAGAUUGCAUCUGCUCCUCAGCAAAUAGAGGUAGGAGGGUUUUCAUGAGACCCUCCCUGAAACAUGUUGUCCAAUGAUGUUCUAUUAUGUGUGUUGAAAGACACUCGUUUUUGUUUCGGUCUUUCUAGGUGUUCCCACCAUUCAAACUGAUCCCCAGGAAAAUGACACUGAUAAUCGGAGCUAUGAUGCAGGUAUAUUGGAUUGUUUGAUUGUAGGAUUAUUGUGGGAAAACCCUGUCCUCUGCCCUCACUGUCCCCCACACUGAUAAAACAGGAUGUCCUGUCUGGAGAAUCUCCUGUUGUGAAGAUGAUUUGAAUCACCACACGCUUUCAAAUAGGCUUUUCCAGCUUACCUGUUGAGCAACUGCUCAUGUCUGUUCUUUGUAUUUGUGAAGCUCUCCACAGGCCAUUUAAUUGCUGAGUAUUAAGUCAUUGUAAAUGCACACACCCUGUGAGUAACAUGUUGAUUUAAUCUCCAAAUCUCCAGUGUUGAUUAUUCUAACAGACCAUGAAUGAUUUGAUUGCCUUGAGCAAUUUAAAGACCCCACAUUGACAAGAGUUGAUGAACACGCUGGCAGUAUCCUCAGGGCCAGUCAUGUGAAACUAAUAGUCUACCAUAUUUAUGGCACACACACACACACACACCACCCUUUACCUCGUCUCUCCAUGUUGUAGAUCACAUCCGAGGGCGGCCCACAGCCCCAGUCCAACAUCCUCUUCUCCAUGGCCAAUGAGGAGAUAGCUUCUGUUAACGACAUAGGUCACGUCAGGGGCGUCGCCAUUGGCAACGUCACGGUGACAGGACUGGUUCAAGCUGUCGAUGCAGAGACUGGGAAGCUUGUCAUUGUCUCUCAGGUAAAAUACUUCAUCAUCGGUACAUCAUCGGUACAUCAUCAUCUGCUUUUCACCAAUUGAAAGUGAUGUACUUCUAUUCUGAUGUUUGCUAUGACCAGGAUCAAGUAGAGGUUGAAGUUGUGCAGUUGAGGGCCAUUCGCAUCCGAGCCCCUAUCACCAGAAUGAAGACUGGGACACAGGUAACACAUGAUAAAUGAACUGUAAUCUCAAAUGGCCUCUGACAGUGUCCACAGGACAUACUUCACUCUAAGUAAGAUGCGUUACAUUGUGAAUAUCAACAGACGUGUGACCUGCUUUGAGUUUCCUCAUCCUGUCCCCUCUCCUAGAUGCCUGUGUAUGUGAUAGGGCUCACUAGCAGUCAGACCCCCUUCUCCUUCGGCAACGCCCUGCCUGGCCUCACCUUCCAUUGGUCCACCACCAAGAGAGACAUCCUGGAACUCCAAUCACGACAUGCCGAGGUGGGAACCAGUUUUUGAUCUAGAGUUUUUCUUCUUGAUGAGUGAGAAAGGUUACAUUCAAGGCCACAAGCACCUUCCACAAUAAGCCAUAAAUAGUGUAGUGGAAAAACUGCUUUGAUUAAAUUAUAGAUGAGUCGGAUCUUUGUUUUGAGCUCCUAUGAACCUUUGUAUCAGAGUGACUGAAUUAGUACAAAACGAUUCGCCAUCUUCACCAGAGAAACAACAUCUGAUAUUUCUACUGUCUCAUUUCUAACACUAUUUCUGCUUUCAUUCACUGAUAAAAUGCCUCUCUCUCUCUGUAGGCAGCUUUCCAGCUCCAACCAGAGCAUAACUUUGCUAUGAGUGUAACAGGGAAGACUAAAGGAAGGACAGGGCUGAAGGUGGUGCUAAAGGUCACCCACCCAAAAGAUAGGCAACUGGAGAGGAACCUACUGGAGCUCAGUGACGAACUCCAGAUCCAGGUACUAUACUUAUGCAGACUCCUAUAUGCCAGGAGAACUCAUAUCCCAGGUUUGGAGUACUGCUGUCUUUCUUUUCUCCCUGGUAGUUAUUUGACUGAUUGGCCAGAGAUCCCAAUCUCCCGGUGUCCUAGGUCUGGAUCAGUCCCUGAUUAAAGGUUUACAAUGCAAAUCAGCAGUACUACUGUACUGGCCUAGAGGUCUGGAUUUGAGAAAGGGGUAUACUACUCUUACUACUACUACUACAACAAUAAUAAUAACAACAACAACAACAACAAUAAUAAUAAUAAGAAUAAUAAGAAUAAUAUCUACUACUACCACUACUACUACUACUACUACCACUACUACUACCACCACCACCACUACCACUACUACUACCACUACUACUACCACCACUACUACUACCACUACCACCACCACCACUACCACCACUACCACUACUACCACUACUACUACCACCAACCACUACUACUACCACCACCACUACUACCACCACUACUACUACCACCACUACUACUACCACCACUACUACUACCACUACUACUACUACUACUACUACCACUACCACCACUACUACCACUACUACUACCACUACCACCACUACUACCACUACUACCACAACAUUUACAUUUACGUCAUUUAGCAGACGCUCUUAUCCAGAGCAACUUACAAAUUGGUGCAUUCACCUUAUAGCCAGUGGGAUAACCACUUUCCAAUAUAUAUUUUUUUUUGGAGGGUGGGAUAAGGGGGGGGGGGUAGAAGGAUUACUUUAUCCUAUCCCAGGUAUUCCUUAAAGAGGUGGGGUUUCAAGUGUCUCCGGAAGGUGGUGAGUGACUCCGGCGUCCUGGCGUCGUGAGGGAGCUUGUUCCACCAUUGGGGUGCCAGAGCAGCAAACAGUUUUGACUAGGCUGAGCGGGUACUGUGCUUCCGCAGAGGUAGGGGGGCCAGCAGGCCAGAGGUGGAUGAACGCAAUGCCCUCGUUUGGGUGUAGGGACUGAUCAGAGCCUGAAGGUACGGAGGUGCCGUUCCCCUCAUAGCUCCAUAGGCAAGCACCAUGGUCUUGUAGCAGAUGCAAGCUUCAACUGGAAGCCAGUGGAGUGUGCGGAGGAGCAGGGUGACGUGAGAGAACUUGGGAAGGUUGAACACCAGACGGGCUGCGGCAUUCUGGAUGAGUUGUAGGGGUUUAAUGGCACAGGCAGGGAGCCCAGCCAACAGCGAGUUGCAGUAAACCAGACGGGACAUGACAAGUGCCUGGAUUAGGACCUGUGUAAGGCAGGGUCGUACUCUCCGAAUGUUGUAGAGCAUGAACCUACACGAUCGGGUCACCGCCUUGAUGUUAGCGGAGAACAACAGGGUGUUGUCCAGGGUCACGCCAAGGCUUUUUGCACUCUGGGAGGAGGACACAACGGAGUUGUCAACCGUGAUGGCGAGAUCAUGGAACGGGCAAGUCCUUCCCCGGGAGGAAGAGCCAGCUCCGUCUUGCCGAGGUUCAGCUUGAGGUGGUGAUCCGUCAUCCACACUGAUAUGUCUGCCAGACAUGCAGAGAUGCGAUUCGCCACCUGGUUAUCAGAAGGGGGAAAGGAGAAGAUUAGUUGUGUGUCGUCUGCGUAGCAAUGAUAGGAGAGGCCAUGUGAGGAUAUGACAGAGCCAAGUGACUUGGUGUAUAGUGAGAAUAGGAGAGGGCCUAGAACUGAGCCCUGGGGGACACCAGUGGUGAGAGCACGUGGUGCGGAGACAGAUUCUCGCCACGCCACUUGGUAGGAGCGACCUGUCAGGUAGGACGCAAUCCAAGAGUGAGGCGCGCCGGAGAUGCCCAACUCGGAGAGGGUGGAGAGGAGGAUCUGAUGGUUCACAGUAUCAAAGGCAGCAGACAGGUCUAGAAGGACAAGAGCAGAGGAGAGAGGGUUAGCUUUAGCAGUGCGGAGAGCCUCCGUGACACAGAGAAGAGCAGUCUCAGUUGAAUGACCAGUCUUGAAACCUGACUGGUUUGGAUCAAGAAGGUCAUUCUGAGAGAGAUAGCAAGAGAGUUGGCUGAAGACGGCACGCUCAAGAGUUUUGGAGAGAAAAGAAAGAAGGGAUACUGAUCUGUAGUUGUUGACAUCGGAGGGAUCGAGUGUAGGUUUUUUGAGAAGGGGUGCAACUCUCGCUCUCUUGAAGACGGAAGGGACGUAGCCAGCGGUCAAGGAUGAGUUGAUGAGCGAGGUGAGGUAAGGGAGAAGGUCUCCGGAAAUGGUCUGGAGAAGAGAGGAGGGGAUAGGGUCAAGCGGGCAGGUUGUUGGGCGGCCGGCCGGCCAUCACAAGUUGCAAGAUUUCAUCUGGAGAGAGAGGGGAGAAAGAAGUCAAAGCAUAGGGUAGGGCAGUGUGAGCAGGACCAGCAGUGUCAUUUGACUUAACAAACAAGGAUCGGAUGUCGUCAACCUUCUUUUCAAAAUGGGGGGAUUCAGCAGGGAGGAGAAGGUGGCAAAGAGAUUCUUAGGGUUAGAGGCAGAUGCUUCGAAUUUUGUGGUAGAAAGUGGCUUUAGCAACAGAAACAGAGGAAGAAACUGUAGAGAGGAGGGAGUGAAAAGAUGCCAGGUCCGCAGGGAGUCUAGUUUUCCUCCAUUUCUGCUCGGCUGCCCAGAGCCCUGUUCUGUGAGCUCGCAAUGAGUCGUCAAGCCACGGAGCAGGAGGGGAGGACCGAGCCGGCCGGGAGGAUAGGGGACAUAGAGAGUCAAAGGAUGCAGAAAGGGAGGAGAGGAGGGUUGAGGAGGCAGAAUCAGGAGAUUGGAGGGAGAAGGAUUGAGCAGAGGGAAGAGAUGAUAGGAUGGAAGAGGAGAGAGUAGCGGGAGAGAGAGAGCGAAGGUUGCGACGGCGCAUUACCAUCUGAGUAGGGGCAGAGUGAGUAGUGUUGGAGGAGAGCGAGAGAGAAAAGGAUACAAAGUAGUGGUCGGAGACAUGGAGGGGAGUUGCAGUGAGAUUAGUAGAAGAACAGCAUCUAGUAAAGAUGAGGUCAAGCGUAUUGCCUGCCUUGAGUAGGGGGGGACGGUGAGAGGGUGAGGUCAAAAGAGGAGAGGAGUGGAAAGAAGGAGGCAGAGAGAAAUGCGUCAAAGGUAGACAUAGGGAAGUUAGUCACCCAGAACUGUGAGGGGUGAGCCAUCCUCAGGAAAGGAACUUAUCAAGGCGUCAAGCUCAUUGAUUAACUCUCCAAGGGAACCUGGAGGGCGAUAAAUGAUAAGGAUGUUAAGCUUGAAUGGGCUAGUGACUGUGACAGCAUGGAAUUCAAAUGAGGAGAUAGACAGAUGGGUCAGGGGAAAAAGAGAGAAUGUCCACUUGGGAGAGAUGAGGAUUCCUGUGCCACCACCCCGCUGACCAGAUGCUCUCGGGGUAUGCGAGAACACAUGGUCAGACGAGGAGAGAGCAGUAGGAGUAGCAGUGUUUUCAGUGGUAAUCCAUGUUUCCGUCAGCGCCAAGAAGUAGAGAGACUGGAGUGUAGCAUAGGCACCACUACUACUGGUACUACUACUACUACUACUACUACUACUACUACUACUACUACUACUAAUUACUUAAUACUACCAAUACUACUACUACUACCACUCCCACCACUACUACUUAUCUAUACUACCACAACCACUACUAAUACCACCACUACCAAUACUACCACUACAAAACCACUACUACUACCACUACCACUACCACUACUACUACUACUACUACUACUACUACUACUACUACUACUACUACCACUACUACUACCACUACCACCACUGCUACCACUACUACUACCAUGCUACUACACCACUAUACUCUCACUACCAAUACCACUCACCACCACCAACUACUACUACUACUACUACUACAACCACUACCACCACUACUACUACCACUACUACCACUACUACUACUACUACUACCACUACUCCUCUCAGGGUUCAUACCCGGACGCAGCACUGCGAUUGGUCUUUCUGUGUGGCUGGAUCACACUGUCUCAGAAAUAUGACACGACUACUCAAGAUAGUUUAUAGUGCUUGUUUAUGGACCUCCACCUGUUCUCCUGUGCCCUUCCACCUAAAAACAAACUGAAAGUGAACAAACACUGCAAGAGCAAACAUGCUGAGAAGUCUGACUGUAAAUCAGUGAUGUUUUGAGUGUGGUUGAGUACUUGAAGGAGAAGUUUGCUUUUUUACAACCAAAUCUAAAACAUUUAUGUAAAUGACAUAAAAAGGGUCCUGAAAAAAAACAUGAACUCGUGCUCCAAAAACACCCAAAUAUGUUAUUUUAGGAACGGAAACGCUCUCAGUAUAGUGAUGCAGGUCUUUAGAUGCUGUACACAUGAAAUUGUCAUUCCAAACUUUAUCCGCAACGUUAUAUUCCAUUUUGUGCGAUUCGAGCUGUUUCCCCUAACCAGCUGUUCCAUUCUCUGUGAAGCCUGCUGCUAGAAUGGACGGAGAGGUAUCGCUCAAUUCGCAAAACAAAAUGGAAUAUAACGUUGCAGAUAAAGUUCUAAAUGACACCAUUUCAUGUGUACGACCUCUAAAGACCUGCAUCACUAUACUGCGAGCAUUUCAGUUUCUAAAAUGACGUAUUUGGGUGUUGUUGGCGCCUUUCUUAAUGUGUUUUUGGAUCCCCCGUACUGUAUAAAGAAGAGGUAGAAGUGAAUCGCUGGUUGUGGUACGUUUCUCAAAAACAAGUGAAAUCUCUAAGAAAAGUUUCUGGACCCUUCUAUAACAUGCCAUUUACAUCAAAAAUAGAGAUUUGGUUGUAACAAAGCAAACUUGUCCUUUAAAGUGUCACUUUGUAAAGUGAUAAGAAGGCAGAUUGGCCUGCGAUGUCGUGUGCAUCUCGCUUCAAACUGCAUUAGACUAUGUCGUGUCACGAAGACCCAAAAAUCAAAGGAUGGGUAAAAACCUCCAUGUAAUUACACUGUCAACUCUUCCCUUUGAUCAAGGUUUAUGACAAGCUGCACAUGCUUAACCCAGCCGUGGAGGCUGAGGAGAUACUGAUGGCUCCCAACUCUGGGCUCAAACUCCAGACCAACCGGUAAGGGAAGAGGGGUCUACCAACCUUAACACUUUUGUCUCCACCUGAGACACUUUGAACACUCAACAGUUUACUUUGAGCACUCAGCAUUACACAUGACCUCUUCAGUUCUGUCUCAAAUGACACCAUAUCCUCUCUAUAGUGCCCUACUCUUGAUAUUAAAACAACUGUUUGAGUCUUCUCCAGAAAAUAGAAAGCUACUAACUCUGGUGUGUGUGUGUGUGUGUGAACAGGGACGGUGUGGUUGCUCUGUCCUACCAGGUGCUGGACUGUCCCGACCAGGCUACCGUUGUCCAGGUGGAUGAGAAGGGCCUCUUGUCCUCCGGCUCGCUCACUGGCUCCUCCUCCCUGCUGGUGACCUCACAGGAGACCUUCGGUGUCAAUCAAACCCUGGUCCUCGCAGUGAAGGUGAGACCCUCUGCUCCUUAAUUCAAUUCUAUGAAUCUUUAUUGCCCCUACGGGGAAUAAAUGAAACGUUAACACAGUGCAAUGAAUGAGAAUGUGAUUUUGUUCAAUUAAUAAGUUCUAUCCAUAUCGUCGUAAGUUUACCGCGUCUCAUGCAAAUGUUGACAAUAACCGAAACUUCAUUACCCACACUUACGUCUAUCAUCUUACUUCAUGCCAUUAUAAAGUCAUGACAAAUGGCAACACAUUUUAAGAAUAUUAAAUGAGAGAUGGAUUGCUUUGUAUAUUUCCUUACAUUGUAGUCUAUCCCCCUCUGUGGUUUCCCAGGUGGCCCCAGUGUCGUACCUGCGUUUCAGCACCAGUCCAGUUAUCCACAACCCAUCCAGGGACAGCCUGUCUGCUAUUCCUCUGGGCAUGGUGCUUACCUUCACUGUUCACCUCCAUGCUAACACGGGAGAGGUCCUUCACAGCCACAACUCACUGCUCACAUUCACCACCAACAGGUAAGUUCACACAUGUUAUUUCUAUUUAAUGAUGGUCUCUUUCUGUGUAUUUCCUUAUGGGUAUUAAUUUUCAGGUUACAAUAAUACUAUUUUGGGCAGAUUUGAAAGUCAAGUGAAUGUACCACUUUUGGUAUAAUAAAGGGUAACUUGUACUUGAAAAAAUGUAUGAAGCCGUGGAGGCUGCUGAGGGGAGGACGGCUCAUAAUAAUGGCUGGAAUUGAGUCUAAUGGAGUGAAUGGAAUGGUAUCAAACAAAUGGCAACCAUGUUUUUGAUACCAUUCCAUUUACUCCAUUCCAGACAUUAUUUUGAGCCGUCCUCCCCUCAGCAGCCUCCACUGGUAUGAAGGUGAACACAUUGGGGAAGGAAAUAGGGGAAGGAAAGGUGAAAGCAGCAAGGCAGGCGAUUGAGAUGGGAUGGUAGGGUUAAGGCUGUGUGGACCAAGGCUGUGGAGCCAUUAUUCUGUCAUUCUGCGCUGGAAAUGUAGUGCCAUGGCUUCUCUCUCAGUGCUCUGUUAGUGCAAGCGCUUCCAGGCUUCCUCAAACUGUCUCACACUCCAAUUUCUUCGGAGAAAAAAAAAGAAGCUUAAAGAGAGUUAGACGAGAUGACAGCACUCCAAACUGUUCUGCCUUUAACAGUGGAAGAGAAAAUUGCAUUUGGCACUUAAAUCUAUAAGAAUGCAUUUAUUCAAUCAGGUCUUGUAGCCCUCGCAGCAAAGUAGACAUUGUAUGUUACAUACCGACACCAUCUCUGGUAUUGAUUUUCUAAAUUACAUUUCAAUGCAUUGUAUGUGGUGUAUUUCUUUAAAUAUAUAUUGACCCGUAAAAAAGAUAUCUACCUGACAUUGAGAUAUGUAGAAGUGGAAGCACUGGUUUUCUGCUCUGUUUUGCUGUUUGAGUGCAACAUAAAGUGUGUGUGUGUGUGUGAGUGUGCACAUUGCACAGCCCAAGUCUGUUUAUCUGGAUGCUGCAGCAGGACAACUAAAGUAAAUGAGUGCACCAUGGCAGGGUUUAAAGCCAGCAUGUCUCUCCCAAGGUUCCCAACAUUAAUUUAGACUGCUUUUCGUUCCUCCCCAUUCAGAGUGAGUUGUUUCCACCUGAGUGAGCUAAAUUAAUGGGAGAGGGGGAAGAAGAGAGGUUGCACUGCUCAACCCGGCUAGGGACUCCCUCAUUGGCCUGCACAAUAAAUUGAUUCCAUUACUUAGUUCUCAAGGUGCUGACAGACUACUUUAGGAGAGACAUGUCCAAAUAAGAGUAAGGAAGGGGCUGAUGGUGGGGUAGUAAGGGGUUCUAUAUGUGAUUAGGCUCUAUAGGGCCUCAGAGGGCCACAGGAGAGUCACUUUUGUGUUGUGCCAUGGCAGAGGUAGUUGAUUACUGGUUAUGCAAGGAAAGCCAUUGGGAAUUCAUACCAACCAACUACAUGUUGACCAUUUCCUCUCCUCUCUGUCUGUAGGGAUGACCUGGUGCAGGUGGGCCGGGGCCCGGGUAACAACACCCUGACGGUGCGGACGAUCAACGUGGGCCUCACCCUGCUGGCCGUGUGGGACAAGGAGCAGGCAGGCAUGGCUGACUACCUGGCGCUGCCCGUCCAGCACGCCAUCCACCCCGAAGACGCCACGAGACUGGUGGUGGGAGACGUGGUCUGCCUCAGCGCCCAACUCCUCAGCCCCCAAGGUGAGAGUUCAAGGAGGGGUUAAUGUGGUGUUGUAAAAUAACAGGUGCACUGUCACUAGUAGUACAACCAAGGUGCAUGAAAUUGAGAUGAGGCUUAUCUACAAAGAUGUUUAAACGAUUUUGGAGCAAAAUGGAUGUUUCGUUGGAUAGAUGCAGUUUCAUGUGGUUCUUUGAUGUUGCAUCUUAAAUAUGUGAUAUCAGUGGAGGCUGGUGGGUGGAGCUAAAUGAGGACGGGCUCAUUGGAAUGGCUAGACUGGAAUAGAUGGAACGGUAUCAAACACAUUGAAACCACGUUUGUCUCCGUUCCAUUGAUUCCAUUCCAGCCAUUACAAUGAGCCCAUCCUCCUAUGGCUCCUCCCACCAGCCUCCACUGUGUGAUAUGUAAUAUUGAUCUGUUUGGCAAUUUCCUUGUUAGUUUUUAUCUACUUCGGAAUGGAGUCAUAUUUCUGCUGAUUUUCUAAACAUUACCAUUGUCAGCAAACAUUACCAUUGUCAGCCCUGCGGGAAGCAGUGUGACGGAUAAGACAGUCUUACAGUAAAGGAAGUGUGAAUAUUCUAGAUGAGUGUUGAACCAAUUGUAGUGUUUCAGCUCUACUCUUUUCCCUACAGGUGUCCCGGGUACCUGGAGCUCCUCAUCCACUGGCGUGCUGCAGGUGGACUCUAAAAUGGGCGUGGCCGUGGCAAGAGAUGCAGGCACCACCACUGUCUACUAUGAGAUCCCUGGCCUGCUGAAAACCUACAGAGAGGUACUGCAACGACAACCUUACUACCAGAUAACAUUUAUCUGUGUUAGAGAUGGGAUGAAAGGGCGUAGUGCAACAACAAAUGGUUUAAUCAUGAAUCAUGAUUAUCCAAAACAUUACACACUAUCCCGGUUUCUAGAGAGGUGGACAACUCUACUUAACUCACCACCAUCAUCGUCGUUUUGAUCAGAACUAGAUGAUCAUGGCUGUCUCAGUGUAAUGUGUGUUGACGGCCCUCCACCCCCUUCUGUGGGUCUGAUGGUCCUCCACAAAGAGACAACGCAGGCAGCAUGGAGAAGAUUAAUUAGACUUAACUCACCACCAUAUCAUCGUCGUUUUGAUCAGAACUAGAUGAUCAUGGCUGUCUCAGUGUAAUGUGUGUGACGGCCCUCCCACCCCCUUCUGUGGGUCUGAUGUCUCCACAAAGAGACACGCAGGCAGCAUGGAGAAGAUUAAUUAGCCCAGCCUUCCUCUUUGAGAUGGAUCUCUCUCUCUCUCUCACUCUCUCUCUCUCUCACUCUCUCUCACUCUCUCACUUUCUCACUCACUCAAAGAACAUCUCUCACCGCCUCUUAUGUCUCUUCCAGGCAGCUCCCUCUUUCCGGCUUCUAUGUGUUCCUGUGUUUACAUAUGAAUCUUUCCCAAUUAGCUGACAGUGAGUGACUGAGGAGGAUCAGUGUUGAGUGGAUUAGAUAGAUGCUAUCUGGAUCAGUAGUUAACACUCCGACAGGAACAACACAUCUUAAAGGAGAAGGCUCUGAAUGGAGAUGUUAACCAGUACCGUGUUGCUGUACUGAACACUGAAGUGAAUAAGCCCAGCUGUUCUCUUCAAUUUGCACAUACAUGGGAUUUAAAUCACAGGACAGGUGAAUGCAAUGUGGAGGCUACAUGGAAUCGCUUUUACCAAUCCGGUUCCUUUAUGUCAGUGCAGAUGAAAGAAGGUAGACAAUGAGCGGAGACUUCUUCUCCGACUUGAGAUGCACCCCAAAUAAUACCAGUGUUGUGACUCCCUGUGUUGGUUUGUUUCAGGUGGUGGUGGAGGGGGCCACCAGGACAGCGGUGAUGGCUCACCCUGCAGCGGUGAGGGGGGACAAGGACACCAGGGUGCUGCUCACCACCAGAGAGACGGGAACCAACCUCAUAGGCUCCUGUUCCUCGGCCCAGACUGCCUUCAUCGCCCCGCUGCACCCUGAGACCUCCGUCAGCUGCCAUCUGAGCUUCACCAGCGACGCCGUCGAGUUCUCCGCCCAUGAUGUCUACCUGACACACACCAGCUUCGACCCCAGCACCGGUAAGACCUGUUCUCGGGCUCAAGGAAGAUGAGGUGGUGAAUGUUGGCCAGUAUGUUUACUGAAUGGUCUUUGCUCCAACCUUCAGUUUACUUGUGUAUAAUGGAUUUGACCUUCACAUCAUUAAUCACCCAUUAGAUCCAUUGGAAAUGCAUGCAGCAGGAGGGAUUUAUUAAACCCACAGUGGGUCAGCUGGUGUGUGCAGUGCAGUGCACCAGGGGCUGCUCUGGCAAAGAGGGCAAGGACGUUUACAAAGGAAUAAUUUACUGAAGGCCAUAAAUGGUGUCGGGGUGAUAUAUUCAGCAGAAUGGGCCUAAUUGUUUUGGGGAGUUUGGGGCUCCUCUCCCGCCCUGGCCCAGUGCAGGCUUAUGUUUGGGGGGGGGGGGGGACUAAUGGGCCUGUAUGAAUGUGAGAUGACUCUGGAGCGGGGAGGGUGGGGAAGGUAAACAGGGGAAGGUAAACCGACUAAACACCACCACAGGUGGGAAAAGAUUCUCCCUCCACUAUUACUACAUAAGGGAUUAGAAUUCAGUGGGUUCUAAUCAUGUUUUAAAUGGAAUUCUCGUGGCUAUUGCAUUUGUGCCUUUUAAAUAAUGUUUUAAGGAAGAGGCGUUUAAUGUUGUAGAGGAGAAGCCUAGUCUUUAAGAAGUAGAUUCUAGGAAGCAUCCAUGAGCAUGGAAAACUUGAAAUAAGAAAGAUUUUGAUGUCACUUUCUCUUUAGAAACGCUGACACCUAUUAUUACCUGUCCACCUCUGCCCUCCCUCUCUCCCUCCCAGGGUUCUACUCCUGCUCUAUGACCCUGCAGCCUCUGAGUGACCAGCAGACACGGGUGCUGAGCCUGUCCAUGACCAACCUGUUGGUGACGGCUGGGGUGAAGGGCAGUGCCUUCUCUGGGGAGCAGGUCAGUGCCAGGCUGCCCGUGGAGACAGGCCUGUACUCUGACCAGACGGAGUUGCUGCUCAGCAACCUGCAGCCCGACGCAGAGCUCACAGUCUACGGCCCCACCGCAGCACUCGGCAGCCUGGAGGUAUGUCAGUCUGUCUGUCUGUCAAUCAAUCAACUAUAUUUUAAAGUGCCUUUGACAUGGGUCUCAUCACACCUUCCAGAAGGCAUUAAAAAUGGAAAAGGGAAAUUGAUGAGGGAGGUAUAACAUUUGGCACUGGAUGUCACUUCUCCAUAACCCCACUGUUUCACCCACCAUCUCCUCCUGUCCGUUAGGUGUCGUCCAGCUCUCCGGCCAUCUCGGUCCGGGAGAGAGAGGUGUCCCACGGCUUCCCCAGUUUCUCUAAGUACACUGUCAGUGCGGUGGACCCCCAGGCUGCAGCCUCAGCCUCCGUGUCCAUAACCAGCUCAUCCACUGGCCAGACCCUCGUCAUCCCAGUCACCCUCAUCCACGUGACUGAUCCCAGCACCACCAUGCAAGGUCAGCUAGCCAUCUCUGAGUGGAACGGGGUUGACGAUAUGGUAGAUGGAAUAACUCUGAUGGUGCAGGAUAGCAAGAUGUACUAUAAAAGAGGGGAAGCUGUCAACACCCUUUAAUAGUAUUUGAGAUAAUUAUAGCAGUGUUGGGAUUCUUUUCUUGAAAAUGUUCAGGUCAGCCAUUUUAUCUGAGAGCGUUAUUAUUAUGGCAUCAGUAGGAAAGCAUUAGACUGCAGUGUGAACCCUGCAUCCUCUGACCAGCCAUCCAUAAAGCCAUUUAGUUGUUCAUGGGCUUGAGAAAUGGAGCACAUUAGGAUUUCACUGCAGUGUCGACUAGCACCACACCGUCGUCGUUGCAGUAUUUUUAUUUUUUUUAAACAUUUGGUAACACGUUCAUAAUUGUUAGAAAGAAGCACUUAGCAGUGUCAUAUCCUAGUCUCACCCAUUCCUUUUGUCCUCUACAGGUGCUUCUCCCCUGGUUGCCAUGGAAGGAGCCCAUUUCCUGCAGGCCUUCAUAGACUCCUACCAGAUGAUGUUCUUCACCAUCUUCGCGCUACUGGCUGGCACCGCCAUCAUCAUCAUCGGUGAGUAGCCACAUCCCCAACUAGGAUUGUGUUUUUGCACGAGACCUGUCAUCACUUUACCUUGUUAGCAGAUCUGCAUAGAUUACGCAAUAUAAUACAUGUGGGUUGGAUAGUGACUGUUUUGAUGUUGAUACUGUAGAUCUUCAGGGACCAUGAAGACAUUUGACCAUUUAUAACAUGUCAUGUUAAUGCUCUCUUCCUACCCAGUGUGCCAUGCACUGUUCUCUCAGAGGGACUUAGCACCUCACCCAGCCUUCAUUCAGAGGACACCGUCCCCUUCAGGUAGAGACCUGUCAUUGUUUACAAUAUGUACACUUUUAAAUAGUGUUGACUUCAGUUUGCCACUUUCUAACAGGCUUUAUACCUCUGCGACACAAUUUAAUUGAAAGAGGUAACUGCAGUACAUUUAUAUUUUAUUUCAGCUGUGUUUGGCUAAAUGUUGUUUUGCUCAUUUGCUUAGUAGACAUUUGUUGAAUAGCUGUUUGGAGACAUUGAUUAGAGCAGUUUAUUGCUCAUAUACUCUUUGCUCCAUUGAGGGUUCUUGAGUUUCAGUGCUGUUCCAUUUGUUUAGCAUGCUGUGUCUCACUCACACCUCUUUCAGGUUUUGCCUCACCCGUCUCAAACUCCUUCGCCCACAACAUGACCUCCUCGGACACAAGGAGCAGCCCCAAACUACGACUCUUCUCCCCAGACUAUAACUCCCGGUAG